Alternaria postmessia is the source of this 1101-nucleotide messenger RNA. RefSeq lists its product as uncharacterized. Bases 1 to 1101 code for a protein of 366 amino acids. Gene Ontology annotation, molecular function: oxidoreductase activity; zinc ion binding. NCBI's taxonomy places the organism in Eukaryota, Fungi, Ascomycota, Dothideomycetes, Pleosporales, Pleosporaceae. The transcript is spliced from 2 exons. The record is from RefSeq and is a predicted model, not a curated record.
AUGGCUUCGAAUAUUACAGCUAUGAUGCGCGCAGUCGCACAGUUCGGUCAAGCCCUCAAUGUCUCUGUCGUCGACGUACCCGUUCCGACCAUCCUCAAUGCCACGGAUGUCAUCGUCAAAAUAAACAUGACCGCCAUCUGCGGGAGCGAUAUGCACACCUAUCACGUGGAAUCAGGCUCGCCUGAGCAGCCAUACUUUUACGGUCACGAAGCUAUCGGCUACAUCACAGAGAUAGGGGAUGCCGUCCAAUUUCUGAGCGUGGGUGACUACGUAGUCAUUCCAGACAACCUAGACAACGGACACUGGACUCAGGAGCCUGAUGUAUAUGAUCCGCCGCUGGGCUUUGGCGGCCUAGUGGGGGAGGUACUUCCUGGUGUGCAAACGGAGUAUGCCAGAAUCCCGUUCGCCGACAACUCGUUGAUCCCAGUCCCUGUCAACGCAUCCACAAGUGAAUCGACACUCAUCGAUUAUCUGUUCGUUUCCGAUAUCUUUUCCACUGCUUGGUCUGGUGUCACUUGGUCCGGCUUCACACCGGGAGACUCCGUUGCCGUCUUUGGAGCCGGGCCAGUCGGUCUCCUGGCCGCGUAUUCGGCAGUUAUUCGUGGUGCUUCGCGCGUCUACAGUGUCGACCACGUGCAAGACCGCUUGGACCUUGCUGCAUCCAUCGGUGCUAUACCAAUUAACUACCGCAACUCAUCUGCAGUCGAUCAGAUCAUGCAGAGGGAACCUGGAGGUGUCCGGAGAAGCGUUGAGUGUGUAGGCUUCGAAGCUGAGACCGCAGACGGCACGGUUGACUCGUCCAUCACCCUACGCGAAAUGGUUCAGGUAACGGCACCCGGAGGUGGUAUGGGUAUCGUCGGUCUGUUCAACGACACAUUGAAUGACUUCAGUAUUGGCACGGCUUAUACGAAGCAAAUUGCUAUCAACGGCGGUAUUGUGCUUCCCCUACAGGGUGUUGCAUCGGAACUGGUACCUCUCAUUACUUCUGGUCGGGCUCAUCCUUCGUUUAUUGUCAGCAGUAUCAUUGACAUUGAAGAUGCGCCAGAAUACUACGCGCGAUUCAGCAGGCGUGAGGAGACGAAGGUCGUCAUAAGGCUUUGA